This is a messenger RNA of Gadus morhua (Atlantic cod), 6455 nucleotides long. It is a transcript of the gene stxbp4, whose product is annotated as syntaxin binding protein 4. The record is from RefSeq and is a predicted model, not a curated record. Gene Ontology annotation, biological process: regulation of insulin secretion involved in cellular response to glucose stimulus; insulin receptor signaling pathway. Bases 131 to 2290 code for a protein of 719 amino acids. Gene Ontology annotation, cellular component: cytoplasmic vesicle. The transcript has 22 exons. Lineage: Eukaryota; Metazoa; Chordata; Actinopteri; Gadiformes; Gadidae. Gene Ontology annotation, molecular function: syntaxin binding.
UUUCUCCGAGCAGUACCACACACCGACCUCGUUUGAACCGCUGUUGGCGUCUCAUCGCAUCCCCUUCUACCCCAAAACAACUGACUCUUAUCAUGUCUGUGUGUCACUUGCACGCGUAGAUGUGUGUUUAAUGAGGGCAGCUGAGCGGUUCGAUGGACUUUCGCUACUUUACUGGACGAUCAUGGGACCACAUGGCAUCAACAGAGCUGUGCAGAGACUGGAGUUCUGCGACUGCAAGAAGGGACUCGGGGUGAAAAUAACCGGCGGGUACCGUGAGAUUACAGGAGAGGACUUUGGGGUCUACAUCAAGCGGGUGGUGGCUGGAGGCCUGGCUGACCAGGAUGGUCGCCUUAGGUCAGGUGACCUUAUUUUGGAUGUCAACAAUAACAGUCUGAUAGGUGUGACCAAUGAGAGGGCGGUGGAAAUCUUACGGACGGCCGCCUACUCCAAUCACAUGUCUCUGUUGGUUGCCAGAGACAAUGAAUCCAGGAGAGAGUUUGCAGAGUUCAUGGAAAAGUACGGGUCCAGCACCGUCAGCAGACAUUCCGGAAGGAUCUCUCCUACCCAGCUCUCUACAGUGAAGCUGACGGACACAGCCUCCUCGUCUUCUUCCUCUCGCUCUGAGAGCCCCCUGCUCCUCAGUCCCAAAGAGGGGGUGGGUACCACCUCUGCCUCCACCCAUGGACCCCCGUACACCCCGCUGCCUGCCUACCACUCCAGCCCCUACUCUGUGCAAACGCCUCUACCACAGGUCUUCAGUGACAGUCUCAUUCGGUUGAUAUGCGUCUCCAAGGGAACAGGGUUAGGGCUUGUCAUUAAAGGCGGGACCAACAGCCCUGAAGGACCAAUGGUUUUCAUUCAGGAGAUGGUGCCAGGAGGAGACUGUCAGAAGGAUGGCAGACUGCAGGUAGGGGACCAGCUUGUGUCCAUCAACAAGGAGUCUUUGAUCGGAGCGAGCAAUGAGGAGGCUCAGAGCAUCCUGGCAAGCACAAAACUCAGACCGGACCCCACGGUGGAGAUAGCCUUCAUCAGGCGGCGCUCUUCGUCCGGCUCCAGCAGUGAAACCCAGAGCCCCACCAUCUCCCUGCAGGGGCCUGUAGGGGGCACUGUGUCCCAGGCCUCGGCUCCAGGGUUGGGGCCGCUGCACUCCCAGGCUGGCCUCUUGACCAAACUGCCCCCCGUCGCCGUACGCCCCCCCCCGCCCAGCAUAGCGCUGCCCACGCCGCCCGUACUCAACGUCAGCCAGGUGCACGUGGCACCCGUCAGAACAGAACCAAAGUGUGUCUCCACUGACAGCGCUAUCGACACCUGGCCAGACCCCCCCCCCAGCGGCCAUACUGCAGACGUCCCGGCCCCCCCCUGGAAGAGCUCCCUCGGCCCCCAACAUCGCCUCAAAUUGGAGAGGCUGGAGCAGGCUCUGGAUGUGCUUGGCUUGAAGCCCACAGAUUUACAGAGGCAGGCACUGAGGUCUCGACUCCGGGCAGACACAGCUGGGACUGUGGCCUACGCAGAGUUUGAGAGCCUGUCCAAGGAGCUCUUCAAGCCCCAGCUUCAGGAUGGUGUGCCAGUGUCCCAGGUGGGGUCCAAGUUCUCCUCUGAUGACCUGUCCAGUCUUCUAGAGUCUCCCACAAACCCACUGCCAUCACUGUCAGACUCUGACGAUCUGGAAGAGAUGGAGCGACUGAGGAAGGACCACAUCGAGGCGCUGAGAGAGAUCCAGAAGUUACAGGUUCAACUGGCUGAGUCUCAGAGACUGCAUCUCGUGACAGAGGAGGAGCUUAACAAGGUCAAGCAGGAGGUCCAAUCCGGAGCAGUGGAGAGCAGGGCCCUGCGGUGCCGGGUGCAGCUGGCGGAGGUGGCCCAGAAGCAGGCCCGAGGCAUGGAGAUGGACUACGAGGAGGUCAUCCACCUGCUGGAGACUGAGAUCGCAGAGCUGAAAACGCAGAGGGCCGGACAGCCCUUCAACCCCAAGGAGGAAGCUGAGGAGCUGAAGAAGAGGGUGGCAGUCCUGGAGUGCCAGCUACGGAAGAGCGAAGGGGCCAAAAAGAGCUUUGAGUUGUCCACGGGCAAACUCCUUAACUUUGUAGAGACAGUUCAAGACUUCCUCCAAGAUACCCAAGGCACCAGUAAGAGCAACAGCUCUGGAGAGGCGAAGGUGGGCCCCGUGGCCCUGGCCCCCGCCCCGCGCCACAAGAAGGGCUCCUGGACGGUGGCCACGCUCUCUCAAGAAGCCAAGGACCUCACCCGGACCGUCAGAGCCAUCCUGGAGGUGGACUCUCUCACCUUCUAGAGGAGGCCAUCGCCAAUGACGAGGAGAAUCUAGAUACCCCAAGACGCUCCACGCCUUUAGCAGAAACCAUGCAACGGCGAAAAUAAAAAAACAAUCAUUUGGUCAAAUUUUUCCAUUUUUCUGCACGUGUUUUUUUCUCCUGCUGUUGAACAAAUGCCUGGUGAUGACGGAUCCGCAUGGCCCGAAGGCACGGUGACUGCAUUCAAACCUCAACCCUCCCUGUUCCCUCUGUGUUAACGCCUGAAUCUGUCUACGUUGUCCUCCAACACCGACACCAGCUUGGUUUUACCCUGACCGCUUCAUGACUAUCGGACACGAGCAAUCGCCGCAGAUGUUGAUGUUAAUGUUUUAUGUCAUGUUACACAUACUUUUGUUAUUUUAUAUUUUAGUUCGGAUACGCAAAAUGUCUGCUGUCUUGGUAUGAGUUAAUGUCGUUCUACGAGUUAACACUGACAAGGGAAGGGCAAGGGUUGCACAUUCAUCAAAUUGUUACAGGUAUCAUUGUUUUAAGGCAUUACACUUCAAAAAGUAAUUACAAUUUAUUUCAUCUAUCUCGAGGCAUUAAUGUCUGCAUUACUUUUAGCAAAAGUAACUUAGCCAACAUUGACACAAAUGUUAAAGACAAUGUAAAUUACAUCUGACCUUGUAUUAGUAUUUAUUACAAAUAUAUCACAGUAACUACUUGAAAUUGAAUGACCAAUAAGAAUUUAUUAUAGUUACACUGCACCUGGUCAUCAUCAAAUUCAUUCGUUUUUCUAUUUCUGUGUGUGAGAGAGAGAGAGAAACACGAAAGCCUAUAUCUGUCCAUUUAGCCUAGCCAGCUAAUUCAUACUAUUAGAAACAUCAUGCAUAAUUCAACACAUUGCAGCUAAUAACAAUCAUGUUUACAUGUUGUCGUCCGAGAAUGUGAUCAAACAAUUUAACUCUAAAGCACGUUUAUAGGAUGGUGUUCGACACACAUGUUUAUGGGGAUUCAACCAUGAUGUCUUGGCACUUAUGAGACAAAUCAAUCAGUCAAUUGAAAGCUAUACGCAGCUGGGCUUUAAUGAAGUGUGUCCUGAUACGUUUAAAAAAACACGUGUAUACUUUAAAACAAUAUGUUAUCUGUUAUUAGCUUGUCUGUGAAAUGUCUGAUUUGUACUGUUGAUAUUAUGAACACAAUACAAUUUAAAGGCUUACUGAAAUGUACCUGAAAUACCACGUUUUUUAAAUGAUCGGUUAUAACAUGUAUAUAUGGGGAGGGUGUAGCACAGAGGUUAGGGUGAUGUUCAACUGUCGAACGAAAAGGUUCUGGGUUCGAUCCCCAAGUGUCCACAGUCUUCCUGUAGGAAUUCAUGAGCAAUAUGUCAGAUAUUGACCUAACUAAUGACCUUCAUCUGUAUUCAUUGUACAACACUCUGGAUAAACUCUUUCACUUCAUGACAAAAUCUCAAAUAGAUAUUUUAGUGUUGUCUCCUGGUUCAUGUCGGGAUUUCAAAACCUGCUUCAUGGACGAUUUCAGGGCUUCUUCGUUGAUCGUGUUUCUUUGUUGUCAUUUCCUGAACAUAACGAGAGUAAAUAACUCCCUGGUGAGCCUCUGGUCUUAUUUCUUCAUAACAAACAGAUUCACGGUGAACUCUGACCCAGGGCCACAACCCCCCCAGGAGGUAAUGUGACUGCCAGGGUUAACUUUUGACCCCUCUGACACACUUAGUGGUUUGUCUCAGGACCUAAUGGUAAAGGUAGCAUCGCACAUGCAUCACACUGGUUAGCAGCAGGCUAAGGAUAGCGCCAGGUUGACCACAAGAGUCUCGUACGAAGCGGGGGAAAUAAGAUAAAGCCGUGCUACAUCUGGGUUCUUUUCCCUGUUAAAACAACAUGCUUAUAUGGAUUUCUUGUUCCAAAUAUGAUAUGAAAUUUUGUGUUUUGGGGGAUUUGGUGAGUCUAGAGCCUCAAAACAAAAUUCUUACAGUUGUGUCAUGUCUGUGAUCACUAUUGACUGCACACAACACAUUUAGAUAAUAAAGAAACCCCACAUAAGAUUUAGAAUAGAUGUAGAACAAAAUAUGUCUAAGGUCGCAGUCACAUAUAGAUUAUGCAACGGUGUGAUCGACAGCCUUCUUUCAACGCGUACAACACGCCUGAUGCUUUACUUCAUCAAAAGAUCUGAGAAAAAAAAGAGUUGAAAGUGCAGUGAAAGUGGCUCAAGAUAAGUGUACUUGAUGAGGAACAGACAGAUUUUCUGUUAUUGGUUCGAGGUUAUUAGGAGAGAGGGAGGAAGAAAGAGAGAGCAUGGCGACAAUGAGCAGCCAGGAGUGAUGUGAUAGAAGAAGUAGGUCAAUCAAAUUCUGAAUGAAAACCCUGGUGUCAGUGUGUGUGUGUGUGUGCGCGGCAGUGUUGCUUGGAUACACCACUAGCUAUUAACCAUAUAGAUUGUAGACGAGCUCUCUUUCAUGCUGUUUAAUUCACAUACAGUAACACACAGCUGUCAAAAGAUGAGUAAGAAAGAAACGGUUACUCCAAAGGUGGUGGAUUUAUUUAAACUUGCCAUUGUCUUUUGAUUGCAUAAAAAGCACAUCUUAUUUAAAAUAUUCAUUCUAAUCGAAUAAAAUCCUUUUAUGAUGUGGUUCAGAAAACAAACACCAUCUAUCUGUCGAAUUGUAAUGCCUUAUGUAAAUUGCAAAACCGCAUCUGAAAAUGCACUGCAUAUUUAUUUUAUUAUCAAAGGAGCUGCAGUUUAUUAUAAACCAGGCUUGUCCUUUUUUUUAUAUCAAUGUUGCUAACGAGACCGCUGCGUUUUUACUGGUCGUGCAUGACGUGUUAGGUGAUCACAGCGUGGACUCUUUCCCUGUGGCGAGUUGUGUAACGAGUGACCCCAUCCGCUAGAUGUAAACGUUGCAAAUAAAGAUCUUCCUCUAAAGUCUUUAGUAAGAGUUUGAUGUCUCACACGAGUCAGGUAAUCAUGGUUCGUUCAAGGGGCUCUUAUCAGGGGGCAGCAUCAGUUUAAUUUCGUAUGAUGAGCAGAGGCUAGAGUCCAUCCUUCUCCAGUUCUUCCGUAAGGGCAGCUUUAACGAGUCAAUGACAACUUGGAUCACACUCAAUUAAAAACGUAUAGUAAAGAUUACACAAUGGUACCAAAAUAAAUACAGCUUGGUAUGUUGCAUAAGUACGUUUGUCACCGAACCAGUUGUGUAAUGGAUAGAUAUAACUCUCUAUAUUCUCUCUAUGGCUCUGGGCUGAGCCUAUAGCCACGGAGACACACAAACAUACUACAUAGCCUACAUACAUGCAUGCAUACACACACAGCAGGUACAUAGAGACAUUUGUGUACACUAACAGGUUAGUUUGGUCGGAUAAAUUGCCAAGGUUACCUACAGUACUUACCGGAUAUUCCCUUAAGCCAUGUUAAUGGAACGCAACUCUAGCUGAAAGUAGCGAGGCUUGGCGAAAUAUACCCGGAUUUGCCUUUAGCUUGUUUGAUGGAAUACCCCUUAGGUCUGCAACUAACUAACGAUUGUUAUAGUCGAUUAUUAUAAGAUUCCUUUUUAGUAUAAUUAUUAAUCAAUAAAUCAUUUUGUCUAUAAAAUGGCAUAGUUACCAGAGUCCAAAGUUAUUUCUUAAAUGUGCUUUCUUUGUCUCACAAGCAGCCAAGAAAAACAAAACUAUUCCUUGAAUGAUACAAUAAAGUUAUGUUAUGUAGUAUUUCUGCAUUUAAAUAUCUUAAAACGACUUUGAAGUUGCGAAGUUGUGUACUUAACCAAAUCCGUAGUUUUAUUCAAGGUAAACUCUGUGUUUGAUUUUGUAGCCUGUUAAUGGCAUCAUAUUCCCUUAGGAAACUGUUAUCCAUCAGAGACCAAUUUUAUUGAUACAAUAUUUCAAUAUCAAUAUAACUUACUGCUACUGUUUUUAUGAGAAGUGGCUCAUGCCAGCCACCAAGCUAAUGUGCACGAUAACAUUACAUCACAACAACGUUCAACAUGCUCAGAAAGUUAUUGGAUUGUUUCGACCAAUGAUAAUAGCGAAUAGCUACCUCAACAUUUGCUACAUGAUGUUUGCUACAGUUGUAUGGGUUGUUGACUCAUCUAAUAUUAAGUUAGCAAGUAAAGUUACACUGCCUAACACUUAUUAGCGAUAUCAUUAGAAUGAAAUGACACAACUGAAUAAAUGUAUCCUGAAUACAACUUUA